AUGACGAGCACACUCAUCGUCGAUGACAGAGACGUCGAUGACAGAGCUUCAGUUAGAGUUCGUAUCCAUCAAAGAGAGGCCAGACACGGAUAUCUUGAGGACCAUGACACCCUUGCAACACUCCUCGUCUAUGAGGUUGCUGUGUCCAGCCAACAAAGUAUCACUGAAGCCAUCAAACGUAUCGACCUAGAGUGUCAUAUCGCCAACUAUGAUGGCAGUGAAGCCCCCAUUAUCUGGGACGUUGCUCCUCAUGGAAUGAAUCUUGUACAUGGUGAGCAGACGGAUGUAACUGCUGGGACAAUCGGGGGUACAGGCCCCUCAGUCAGAUGGGAGGCGGGUGAAGCACCAAACACUCAGAGGUUCGCGAUCAUUUACGGUUCUUCCCGCCAAGGACUAGCCUCAUGGGUCCUCGAUGUGAACAAAUUUUCAGAGCCUACUAGCGUUGUGUUCCCAUCCUUUCGGAUUGCUGUCCUGUUGCGUCGUUCGAGCAACAAGAAGUUCCAAUGCACUUUUAGGAUCGACAUCGCAAAGAGGCUCGGAGGAUUUUUUGUUUCAUCUUCUCCCAAAGAUGUCUUCGUUUAUGACCCAUCGUUGCACCCAAGCAGCAGUCCUAAUACACUACGAAUCGAAGACCUGAGGAAAUCAAUCGAUUUCCAGAACGACCCUGACAAACCCUUCGUCCGUGACGAACCCUUCGACCCUGACACUGGUAAAGCAGUUGAACCAACUGCAGAAGGGUCCACAUCCAUACCAACCAUAACCCUGACAUCUGGAUAUCAACUUCCAGCUGAAGGGGAGAUUGCACCUCAACAAGGCCUGAUCAAAGCUACUGAACUUCCAAGGCCAGAGAAAUCAGUCGAAUGGGCGAAGUUAUCAUCCUACUUUCAAGGAACAGCUGCAGCCGAAUCACCAAGCACAGACGUCGCACCUCGGCGUGAAGCAGACACGCCACCGCACAUCUGGGUAAUCAACCGCCAUUUCGAUGAAAUAACCGUCGUGGUGUCGAAAGGCGGAGGCUUCAAGACCUUGCCGGAUGAAACAACUACUCCUACAUAUAGCCUUGUUGGAGAGGUCACAUUCAGCGAGACGUUGUUUCGUGGUCCAGCGGUCAGAGAAACCCUCGCUCCUUACACUGAAGACUGCGAGUACUCUAGUGCGGUAUUCCCUUUAUGGCCGGGAGACAGCGGAUUUGGUACCAUCAGCAUAUUUACAGGGAGCGAUAAAAAACUGUACCUGGAAGAUGAAAUGGUGCCAGCUGGUGCCAGGAUCUACUUCGACCAGAAAGCGGACAGGCAACAGCUCAAGAAUCAGAGUGCAGCUCAAUCGCGAGACAGUCCUUUAUUUCCCAUCACAAUCAACGGAUGGACGCUUGACCCCGAAGUGGCCAACCAUAGCAGCACUGAGUCGAACUAUAUCUUGAUACAGAGUUGGAUGCCUCUUACAUCCCUGCAGAUGAAAGAAUUGGAGCAGAUGGACCUGACAUUCCACGAUCGUCGCUUGUUCUACGUCAACUAUGCGGAUAUCUACCCCCAGGAAUACAAGAUCUCAGGUAGUCUGAGGGAGGUGGCUCGGAGUCCCAGGGGGGAUCGUUCCCGCAUUCCACACAAGGUUGAUAUUGUCUUUCAUGACGAUGUCAACCUCGAAAAAGUCGGAAAAGAAAUCGCAAAAAUUGCCCACUUGAGACCAGAAACAAUGCAAUUCUGCCAACACAAAGUCCAGCAGUUGAUCCAGGAGCAACACCUGUCCGACAUAGCGUCGCUCGACGAGGUGCGAGUCAUUGAAAAGGUUUACAAAUCGACGGGGCGAAGCCAUGUGGCGCGAGGAAUUCUUCGGGCCGAUGCUGCAUGGGAUCCUGUUGACCCACUGAUACAAACUUUCGAGGGCGAGGGAGAGGUUAUCGCUGUCGCAGACAAAGGAUUUGACAGCGGGCACAUAAGCAACCAUCACCGCGCAUUUUGGCAUCAAGACGGCCAAGGAAGCCGCGUUUUGUCAAUAUACCCAUUGAGCAACAUCCCUUUAGUAAAUGACUUUGACGGCCAUGGCACCCACGUCUGCGGAUUGGCUGUAGGCAGCGGCCAUGCUGCAAUCGAGGGAGGCAUUGAUAUCCAAGGAACAGCUCCGAGGGCGAACCUGGUUGUUCAAUGUCUUGGUCCCGACUACGAUGGAGUACCUAAAGAUCUUUGGCAACUUUUCGAGAUGCCUUACUGGAAGGAUAGAGCACGAGUGCAUUCAAAUUCCUGGGGUAUGACUUGUGGGAGACACCAACAUGGUUACGAAGACCGGGCCAAACGGAUCGACCAAUUUGUUUGGGAGCAUACGGAUAUGGUGAUUUGCUGGGCUGCUGGCAACGAUAACAUCAACCCUGGCACAGGACACCCGCUUGCACAGAUUGGAGCCGAAGCAGCUGCGAAGAACUGUAUCACAGUAGGUGCAACUAACAACGACGUUCACGACGCCGAUCAACUUUUUGAGGAUAGCAGUUGUGGACCUACCAGAGAAGGGCGGAUCAAGCCUGAUGUUGUGGCACCGGGAAUACGUCUUCUAUCGGCGAAUUCGGCACAUAAAGGGCAUCCAGAAGAGCCCUCUGACGACCCCAUGUGGAGCUACAUGACUGGUACGAGCAUGGCCACCCCACUUGUCGCUGGCUGUGCGGCUGUCCUACGGGAGGCUUUGAGAGGGCAGAUGGACAUAUGGGAACCUUCUGCUGCAUUGAUCAAGGCGCUCUUGGUCAACGGUGCAGUACGCCUUGAAAACAGGAAUCAAUCAGGUUUUGGUCGAGUCAACCUUGCCAACUCCUAUGCUGCAGCUCGUGGAACGGUUGACUCUGGUUUUAGAGAAGGAAUAAUCGAAGACGCAAACGCGUGGGGCCAGAUCGAUGUCCCAAUCUCCAAUCAUAAUGGGCCAGUGACCCUGAAGGUGACGCUGGUCUGGUCAGAUUAUCACGGGGCAAGACUGCAGAAUGGCCUGUAUCUGGCCGUCAUGGUGCCAGGUAAACCCAAGCGUUAUGGAAAUGACGAGAACGACCAAAGGCGGAUGGAUAAGACAAACAAUGUCCAGCAAGUCGAAUGGAAAAGGAUACCGCCACCAAAGGCAAGUAUUAUCAUCCGUGCUUGGAAGUUGGAUCGGGGCCUACAGGAGUUUGCCUGUGUUUGGAGAGUUAUACCUACAGCGUAA
Messenger RNA from Fonsecaea nubica, 3174 nucleotides. RefSeq lists its product as hypothetical. The record is from RefSeq and is a predicted model, not a curated record. NCBI's taxonomy places the organism in Eukaryota, Fungi, Ascomycota, Eurotiomycetes, Chaetothyriales, Herpotrichiellaceae. Gene Ontology annotation, biological process: proteolysis. Bases 1 to 3174 code for a protein of 1057 amino acids. The transcript is spliced from 3 exons. Gene Ontology annotation, molecular function: serine-type endopeptidase activity.